Babesia bigemina is the source of this 5670-nucleotide messenger RNA. RefSeq lists its product as hypothetical. The coding region runs from base 1 to 5670 and encodes 1889 amino acids. The record is from RefSeq and is a predicted model, not a curated record. NCBI's taxonomy places the organism in Eukaryota, Apicomplexa, Aconoidasida, Piroplasmida, Babesiidae. The transcript has 2 exons.
AUGUUCACCCUAACUCCAAAUGUCUCGAAUUACUUCGACAUUGAGUCCAAGUUGUCUCAGGUUGACGACCUUAAAAAGAGUCUUAAUGGAUUGACUAACGAAAACAAUUGUAAAACGCUGUUAGAGAAUCUCUGCACUGGCCUCGAGAAAUUCCUCGGCUUCAACUCUGAAUCUAAAGGCUACGAUGGCACUGGGAUUGUGUACUCAGACCUGGAUAGGCUGUGUGACGCGGUGAUGGGAUUUUUGAGUGGUGUUCUCAGCAACAUCAAAGAGCAUUUAGGGCAGCAUAAAAAUACUUUAGAUGAUGCAAUUAACACUCUUAACACCAAUAAACACCUUGGUAAAAAAGGUUUUAAUGUUGCGAUUGGAAAGGUGGUCGAAGGGGUGAGAAAGUACAAUGGUUUUGUCAAGACUUCAAAUGAGAGACUCAGUGAUCCCAUUAAAGCAUUAUUAACCUAUCUGAAGACUGAAAAUAACGGUGAGUUUAUUACACGUUUUAAUGCUAUGCAGGUUGCGAGUGUAUCCGAUGACACCAAGCAAACGGACCCCGAGGUGACCAAGGCCGACAACUUAGUGACACAGUGCGUCGCAAAGGCCAAUACAUUUAAUGACACUUUUGACAUAAAUAAGCUUAAGAAAAACUUAAAAAAAGACAUUAAUGAUCUUAAUCAUAAAUUACGUGAGAGAGUGCAUAGUGUUCGUGAGACAGUUAAGUACGAGACCGACCGGUUGACUACCUUGUCCAGGAAGGAAAAGGAGAAUUACGACGCGAUUGUGAAGAUGGUUAAGAAGCUUGAAGACAUUAAAAGUUGCGUGAAAUCUAAGAUAACAGAUGAUAUUACUAAACUUGUCAACAAGCUGAAAAAAGACGUUAAACACAUUUUGAAUACGCUGGAGAGCAUUAGUAACGUCCUGGCACAGUACGUCAAGGAUUUCGACUGGUGGAUGAAGGAAACCGAUGAUGUAAUAAGACUGGCAGAAGAAAAAGUAGAGAAGAUACUGGAGGAGGUGUAUAAGGAUUCCGAUAAAAAGAAAGCAGUUAGUGCCGCGGCCAACAUGAUCAGACAGCACGCAUUCUCGCUACGCGAAGCAGGGGAUAACGCUAAAACUAAAGUCGCGGAAACUGUAAAGUUGGCGCUCCAGCAGGUGAAAUCGAUGGACGAGGCAAUUAAGAAAGAUUUGAAGACAGUGAAAGAUAACAUAAAGGCGGCGGUUCAGCAGUUGGGUACUACGUUGGUAGGGAAUGUGAAGGAGGGAUUGUGGACGAUUGAAAGUGCGAUUACUGGAGAGCUUGGUGAAAUUGUAAGCAGUUCGGGACAGUUUUUCGAGAAUUUUAAGAACAGCAGGAAUGCGCUUCAGGCGGCUAUUGGGAUUGUCAUGGAAGAUAUUUUAAACCUGGGGGGUCUUAAGGUUAAUGAAAGUAUUAAAAACGCGUACGGUGAUACGACCAUCAAAGCGCCACUUCUGCAGGUGAUUGGUCAAGGUAUGGCGUUCAGUAAGCUUAAAACGUAUUUCAACCAGCUCGAUACCGAUGUUAUGCAGAAAAUUAAAGAGGCGAUGCGGCAGAUAUCCGAGGGCAUGGAAAGUAUUGCUGGUAAUGCCUUCAGAGUUGACUUAGAAAGCUGCAUUAAUAAAGCAAGAUCUCAACUGGUUGCGCUGCAUUCAAUUGCCGAAAACCCGGAAAAAGUUUUCCAAUCUGCUACCCUUCAAAAAAAUUUGCGAAGAUAUCUGGGAGAUAAAAUGACUAUUGCUCCUCUUAACGGUAAAUUUAGCGGAUUAUCAACAGCGAUAAAAGCAGUGACUACGGAUCUCGCUGGUGCGUCAAGCAUCGACGCAUCUAAACUAAAAAAUGAUCUUAAAUCUCUGCUAUCUGAGCUCGGCAACAUCGCCCAGAUAGUCUCGUCGCACUCUGCGGAUAUAGUUAAAACCGUCAUUGAAGCAAUAGUGCGACAACUCACUACAGAGAUUGGAAACGUGAGUGAUGCGAUUAAAGACAAAGUGGAUAAAAUAAGAGAUGCUAUAACUUAUAAUAGGGAUAACAAUGAAGUUGAUUACGGCGCGCAAGAAAAAGCUAAAGGUCUUCUGAAAUUACAGAAUGUGUACGGAACAGAUAUCAAUGAGAGACUUAAAACGCUUCAAGGUACUGUAACUAACGAAGCCUUUAAGCACACAUAUUCACAACCUCGAAGUAAAGAAAAUUACGAGUUUGGUGGUACGUUCAUGGAGGAAUUCAAAACAACCUACGAGAAAAACCUCAAAGACGGCGAUUUCAAAACGGACGGUGGAACUGGUAGCAGUGUACUCGACAAGGAGAUCGGCGGGGAUAGUCUCCGAGGAGUACCGGAUGCAGCUGAAAAAAUAGCCGGAUUUGAGAAUGAUAAAUUUACGAAUUACAGAGCACAAGUUGACCAAGAUAGCCUUGCGCGUGAUGACCCUAACCAGCUAGAUGGCCAACUCCCCAAAAAGAUCAAAGCGAUCAGAGAGCAAGUGGAGGAGGCUUUGACAUCGAUACAAAGUCUCGACGAUGAAGCUCAAAAACAGCUAGAUGCAGUCAACGCCAGACUUGACGAGCUCUGCAAAGCCGUCACUGACGCCGCUGAAAAAGGCCCGGAAACCGCCAAAGGAAGGUUGACGGAGUUGAAACGAAGAAUCGGUAGAACUUUGUCCGGCGGUGUAAACAGUUUAAUGAGUCUAAAUGCUAAGCUUAAAAAACUUCAAGAUGUUGAUCUGCAAAAUGUCAUCCGUAGCGCCGAGAUGUUCCUUAAGCCAGACGCCGACAAAGCCGCAGCACACGUCAUCGACGAGCUCACCAAAGAGGUCGACGACAAACUGACGGAAGCCAAAAAAGAGCUCACCAAGCAGGCAAACACCCAUUACGUCACAACCCUGCACUACCUACUGCAACAAUUCGCCGACAAGGUGAGAGGACAGUUGGAUAAAUUGCCUGAUGCAAUCGAAGAAGACUUGACGGUCGGGUUCAAAGGUUUCAUGGGAGCUUUUCAGGGACAGAAUGGUCAAGCAGUAAAGUAUGAUAAUAUCGAGAAACUGAAAGACAUUGUCGACCGUUUCUCCAAGAAUCCCUCUGACUACAAGGAAAACUUCGAAAAGCUGGCCAACAAGUUCCAGUCUUUCUGGCAGCCACUCCACGACUACGUCACAGCGGAGAUCAAGAGAGUUCACGCAGCAAACAAAGAGCGAAAUAAUCCCAAGCCAUCUGGCGACGGACAACUAUACACCUCCAAGAUUGAUUCCGUUACUAACGAACUUAACCGCUUACUCAACCAUCUUAGUAAACAUAAUAGGUACGACUAUAAGGUACCUGAAAUGCUCGACAUCCUCUCCACAGAAGUUCACGGCCUACACCCUGAGUCAUUUUCUGAGCCGAGCACUCCGCUGCUGGAAACCGUUGCCCAUGGUUUCCGGGGUCUGGUUGACGAGCUCGGUAAGGCCUACGUCUCGGUCUACGACGGCGCUAGCAAUAUCAACUGGGAUCAAGCAAACAACCCGGAGACCACAUACUGCGCUAAAAUAUUCUUGACCGCUUUUUCCACAAUUUACGAUGCUGUGCAUGACUUGAGAAUAAAUUGCAAUAGUCUGAAGGGACACCAAAUUCACUCGUCCUCUGAUCUCGGCAGGUUGUUCCUACGGCACGGCUUCAGAGUAUCAGAGAGCGACAAACAGCACUGGGAGCUGCAAAACAAGAGCGUCAUAAACGGUGAAUACGUCGCCAACAGAAUCAGUUUUAGGGUCGACGGUGCGAAAGACAACGAUCAUCUUAAGCAGUGUGAAUCGAAUAAACGCCAGACGAACGUCCUCUUUAAUCUUUUUGAUAUUCUCGAAUGCAUUCUUUAUCACAUAGACAAGUACAACGCCAUAUGUCACAUCGCUAUACUCCCCAAACCUAGAACGCCAUGUACCGUUUUCGAGAUGCUGGUGUGGCUCUCAGGGCUAACUUACACUUCCGCGUACCAGGCGCUGCUAUCAGACGGGUUCACCAACGUGCUUGAUAAUCCGGAGAAGCCGCUUGCUGGCGACGGAGAGAUCAGCGUAUUUGACAUCGAGCAGUCAUACCUAGAGGCGCACCCGCAGCGAAUCACGUAUAAGAGCAUAUCAAAAGUACUGGAAUACCUUUGUUCGAAAUCGUAUGAUCUGCUUACCACCGUUGUUGGCCACGGCGACGCGGCGACAUUCUACGCUUGUGACUAUUCGAAUAACACGCUGAAUCUGUACUACCCGAGCUCCGGCGAAGAAUGCUUGCAGAUGUUGCUUGACUUCCUCCGUAGAAUUUUGCAGCCGCUCAGAUUUUUGUUUGAACGAUGCAGCGUCGCAGACAAGAACUACGGAUGGGCCGACUGUCACUACGGCAGGGACGUACCUACAACCAAAUCGCACUGCAACAACAAACCAACGGAAGAAGUAACGUGCAUACCAAAUUGUCAACCAAACUGCGAACCAAAAUGCCAACCAACAUCGCCAUUGAUGAACUACCUAAGUGACUCUCUACUCGGCUACCUGCCACACAGAUUGGAGUCUGUUGGAUGCAAAUCUAAAUGCUCCACCUGCCCCUCCACUUCUAGGCUGGGAAUGCCGUGCGUCACACCGCUGGGUUUCAGAGCGUUUUCUGGGUCGACCAAAACAGGCCGUCAGCUACGUGAGAUGAUUCGCGAAUUCUUAGGUAGUGGCGUGGUUUCAUCAUUAUUCGGCUUGUCACCAACUCCGCCGAAGACGCUGCCGGAGCAUUUCAGUUUCGGGUUAAGCUUGGUUAAUAAGUGGGUCAAAGUUGCAUCUUAUAUUACUGAUGCAGGUAGAAAACCAGUAUCACAAACUAAGAUUGAAGCAUCUAUUCAGAGACUCUCCAUUAAGCUCUACACUGACACGGGUAAGCUUACCAAUGUACUUCGUGACGCUUACGGCAACAGUCAGCAUGAGCACGAAGGCGUGAAUCAUCUCGAUGUCUAUGCCGAUGUAUCCAGCUUAUGCAUGACUAACAGUUGCACCGACAGGGUUAUGCGCUGUGCUCCCUAUCUAUCCACACUGUGUUCGGACACGUAUGAAUACCUUGUUCAUAAGAACUUUGCCACGUACCUCACAUGGGCUGUCUAUCUGCCGUGGGAUUUCUGGACUCAACUCAACAAUUUGUGUAACGCAUUCAAGAAUAUUUCCUGCCAAGACUGGGGCUGUCAUACGUGUCUGCGUGCUGACAAAUGUAAGCGUGGACAGCAUGGCCUCGUUGAGCAGAAAGAAGGUGAGCCUGCAAAGCCUCAUUGCAAGUGUGAAUCGAUGGUACAGUGCAAGGGUGUAUCCGCAACACUGUACCAGUUCGGUUUCUGUUUUGGUAACGCGGCAACAUUAAAUAAUGAGACAUCGGCUAAAUCAUGUUCUGAUUUCUGCUCUCAGCUGGACAGAGUGUUGAAAUCGGAGUAUUUUGUUAAGCUAUUCACGGAAUGUGACAACUUCAUUUGGACCAUCAGAGAACCGUUCACCUACAUGGUCCUCGCACUCUGGUCACUAUCCCUCCUGUACCUCCUUUGCGUAAUGGUUGGCAGACUGGAUGUGCUCCACAUCCGCUCACACCUGAGAUCACCAUCAUCGCACAAGAUAACGGCGCAGUCAUUGUUGGCUGCAGCGCAAGUCGGAAGGCUUGCCAAGAUAUCGUACCUGCAACCGUAA